AUGCACCAUCGUCACUCCGUCACCGCCUUCUACAUCCGCUGGGUCGCCCCUCAGCACCCCUCCACCCUUCUCCCUUUCGACCAGUCCACUUGUUCGUCGAAUCUCGACCUCAUCCUCGACGCUUUCUCCGACCGCAGUCGCGUACCGUUCGAGCCUCCUCUGGCUCCUCGCAGCUUGGUUGGCGUCUGGCGAAUCACCCUCAACAUCUACAGCCCUCAGGCACCGGGCCAGGACAGCUUGCUCACGCUGGAAAUCUUUCCCGACAUGACCAUUUCUGUUCUGCGCGAGUCCGUCCACGCCGACGCCAAUAUCCCCCCCUCCCUGCAAAACAUCUACCACAACGGCCGCUUGAUCUCGGACGAUAGCAAGACGAUGGAGCAACUGCAGAUUGUAGACGGUGACAUGCUCGCCGUUCACGUCAGGGAGCCUCAAGGCAACGCUCAAGGAAACCCUGCCCCGCCGCCGAGACAGCCCCAGCACCCGCAGGCGCAACCAGCUGAACAGGCCCGAACCCGGCGGCAGGGCGGCGGCAGCGAUCCCGAGCUGGUCCGACUUCAGGUCCUAGGCGACCCCGCCUUGAGGCAGCAGCUCGAAAGGCAACAUCCCGAGCUUGCUCGUGCCGCCGACGACCCGGCACGGUUUGCCCGUAUCCUGCGCGAGGCCCAAGAUGGAGAGCAACGAGAGCGGCUCUCGAGGCAGCGCGAGAUUGAGCGCUUGAACGAUGACCCCUUCAACAUUGACAACCAGAGAAAGAUUGAGGAUAUGAUUCGUCAGGAGAGAGUCAUGGAGAACCUGCAGAAUGCGAUGGAGCACAACCCCGAAGUCUUUGGACGAGUGCACAUGCUCUACAUCAACGUCGAAGUGAAUGGCCACAAGGUCAAGGCCUUUGUCGACUCUGGUGCCCAGGCAACCAUCAUCUCCCCGUCCUGUGCCGAAGCCUGUGGCAUCAUGCGGCUCGUCGAUACGAGGUUCGCCGGCGUGGCACGCGGUGUCGGCACCGCCAACAUUAUAGGUCGCGUACACUCUGCCCAGAUCAAGAUCGGAGCCUUGCAUCUGCCUUGCAGCUUCACCGUCAUGGAGGGCAAGUCGACGGAUUUGCUCCUCGGCUUGGACAUGCUCAAGCGCUUCCAGGCCAGCAUUGACCUGGCCAAGGACACGCUCAUCAUCCAAGGCGAGGAGGUGCCCUUCCUGGGGGAGGCUGACAUUCCCAAGGACGAGGAGGCUGCUGCGGCCGAGGAGCCUUCGAUAUCUGGACCUGCUGGCACCUCCAUCGGCCAACGGUCGGGGGUUGUCAUGCCGCCGACGGACGAAGCACCACAAACCCAAGCGCCCCCUUUGGCGCAACCGCAACCAGCAGCACCGGCCCCGCCCUCGCAAGGAACGGCAACGGUCGGUACAAACGUUACACCCGAGCACAUCGACAACCUCGUCGCAAUGGGUGCUACCAGGGAGCAGGCAAUACAGGCCCUUCAGGCGGCAGAUGACAACGUCGACGUCGCCGCCAGUUUGAUUUUCUUCUGA
Molecule: messenger RNA, 1521 nt
Organism: Drechmeria coniospora
Lineage: Eukaryota; Fungi; Ascomycota; Sordariomycetes; Hypocreales; Ophiocordycipitaceae
Product: DNA damage-inducible protein 1
Exons: 4
Coding region: 1-1521 (506 amino acids)
Biological process (GO): proteolysis
Molecular function (GO): aspartic-type endopeptidase activity; protein binding
Source: RefSeq, a predicted model, not a curated record